Messenger RNA from Misgurnus anguillicaudatus (oriental weatherfish), 5585 nucleotides. It is a transcript of the gene phf21b, whose product is annotated as PHD finger protein 21B. NCBI's taxonomy places the organism in Eukaryota, Metazoa, Chordata, Actinopteri, Cypriniformes, Cobitidae. The record is from RefSeq and is a predicted model, not a curated record.
GUUCUCUUUCACUGUUCCAUCCGGGAACUUUCCGAAUUAGCAUUGACAACCGAAGCGCAACUUUUUCCUCAGGCAAAGUGAAAUCAAGCCGCGCACUCGGACAAAAUAUAGUCCCACGAUUUUCAACUCAAAGUCGCGCAAAUUGACCCUCGCGUUGAGCAUCGCUCAGACACGCGCUUGCGGCGUCGUUUACCGAGCGGAUCUGCGUGAGCGUCGACGUCUUUCGCUCGCCUUUUGAGCACUUUUGUUUAUACUGGCGUAAAGUGGGUGAUGAGUCUCGCGGCCAGUAAAGAAGCGAGAACUUGCUGUGCAGCUCGAGUAGUUCUUUCGAUUGUUAUUGUUGCUUUUAAAAAUAUUUGGACUACGCCACAAAUAGCGCGGAUCGCGUCGAAAGUGGAAGAAAAGUGCUUCUGAAGUCAGAACAUGGAGCUACAAGGCCUUCAAGAGGCAUUGAAAGUAGAAGUCCAAUGUCAUCAGAAGCUCGCCGUCAGAAGUUGUCCUGUGGGGACGGCCGCCAAACCCCUCGCCCUCAUCAAGCCGCCCAGUCAGAGCAUCGCCAUCUCCGUGGUGCCGGCCAAGAAUCCCGUUACCAUGGUGACAGCACACAUUAAUGGACAAAAGGCGUCGAGUUCCGAAGUGCUCCAGACGUCCCCUAUCAACCUCCAAACGCCCGCCGGACAAAACAUCAGCCGCUCGCAGAUGUUGGGAGCUCUCACUGCGAUCCCCAUCAAGGUGCCUCACGUGAGCUCUUUGCAGAGGCUGGCGGGACACUCCCCCAGCGUGCUACCUCAGGUUAGGCCAAAGACUCUCAUUCCAGACAGCCUUCCCCACAGUCCAUGUCGAGAGCAGCAGUCCGGCCAGACGCUGGCCGUGUCGCGGGGCAUGGCUGUGGUCAGCCCAAAGAGCCAGGGCGCAUCUCUGCCAACUGCCAACAGCACCUUCAGGCACGAGAGACUGUCCAACGGGCAAGAGGAGAGUUUGUCAUCGCCCACACCCACACCAGGUGCCUCCACCAGCCCCGGGGUGGCAUAUGCCAUCAUCUCAGCGGCUUCGCCCGCGGCUCACGGGGUGUCGGGAGUCACCGAGGCCAUCAAGGUGCAGCCUCUGAUCUUAAGCCCGGACAGCAAGGUUAUCAUCAUCCAGCCACAGAUUCCCAGCAGCUCGCCAGCAUGUCAGACAGAUGGUGCUGUAGAUGAAGUGACCUCUGAACCCUCGACACCAGCCAAAAACACAGAGGAGGAUCCUGAGAAAAUUGCUUUCAUGGUAUCAUUGGGUCUGGUCACUACUGAACAUCUGGAGGAGAUUCAGAGUAAAAGGCAGGAGAGAAAACGGCGCAGUACAGCAAACCCUGCAUACAGUGGCCUGUUUGAACCCGAGCGCAAACGUCUCGCCUCACAUUUCUUGAGCAGUCCAAUGUUUCUGUCUGCGAGAGACUCUGAGGAACUGGGCUGGAAGGAGGAGCUGCAGCAUGAUGAUCAGUGUGCAGUCUGUAAACAGGAAGGAGAUCUGCAGCCGUGCCACACCUGUACCCGAGCGUACCACCCCGACUGCCUCCAACCACCUCUCAAAACUGCCAACAGGGCCAUGUGGAUGUGCCCCAAGUGCCAGAAGAAAGUUUUGAACAAAGAGAACUUAACCUGGCCGCAGAACUUCAUUCAGUCGUACGUGACACAUAAAGCAGUGAGAGAGGAGGAAAGAAGAAAACUAAUGAGAAGAAACAGUGAACUGAAGAAAGAGUGUGAACAUCUGAGCGAACACGACCAAAGACUUGGAAAAUCUCUAUCGAAAUGCAUGGAGCAGAAAGAGCGUCUCCUGGGUCAACAGCGGGACACCCAGGCCUCUCUGGAGCGCCUCAAGACUCUCAUACGCCUCAUCCAGCGCGACCAGAUGAUCCAAGUCACUAUGACGGCCACCACGACCACAGGAGCAUCACUGCUCUCCCUGCCCUGGAUCAAAGCCACGGGCAGCACCAGCACCACAGCGCCAUCUGUCGGCCCCUCCGCAGUACUGCACAAAAACGUGCUUCAGCCGCAAGGCCACAACUGACCUAAACGCAGACCUGAGUCUCUACCAGAUCACCAAACAUAAUCCAACAGAGACACGGACUGUGACAUCUAACCAACGUGUUUUCUUCUGGUAAUGUCUUACAAUAAAAAAGGGAAGAAAAAAAUUGCAAAAGAAACGUUAAGCGUCUUUGGAUUCAUAAGUAUUUUUUAAAGCCAAACACACACACACACAGUGCUCACGAGAUUUUUUUUACUCACCAUUUUUUAAUUUAUUAUUUUUCUUGGCCUUACUGUAUUUACAACUAGAUUAAAAUGCGGUUGCAGAUAUAUGAAAUAAGUAUUCUACAUAGCUAGAGGCAUUUUUAAUGCUUUGUGUUUUAUACUGGGGGGGGUUUGGUGUGUGGGCGGGGUCUGUGUGUGGGGUCAUUUGCAUAUUGUGAUUGGGAAGGUUACAGUAGUUGUAGUUGUUUUUGGCAAGCGACGUAUGAAACGGAGAGCACCGUACGUUGAUAUAUCCCAAAAGAUUGUUUGCGUUUUCCGAUGAACGACGUUUGCCAUAAUAAUUCAGGUUAAAGCGAGACAGGGAAAUUGUGUGUGUACCUACGAGCAGACAAACAAAAAGAAAUGACAAACAAAAGAACUUUUCAGUAUUAAUAGAGUUAAAAGAACAAAGUAUUUAAGAUAACAACAGAAUUUAGUCUUUUUAGUGAAGAUUUUAGUAUUUUCAUGCGAUGCCUGUUCAUAAUUUCAACGAGGACGUAUUGGAGGGAGGAGUCGCUGUACAUAUAUAUUUAUUUUAUUUUGGCUGUCCCGACAACAAAAACUUAAGGCCAUUUAAGUUCUUUGAGUGCCUGAUCUCAUAUCCAAAAAUCUUUGUUUUGUUGUUUUUGCCCAGUAUAGAAAAUAUGCCAAAAACAAGAGCGGUUUCAUCAUAUACCGCUAACAUCAUCCCGUUUUCACUGAAGUGUCAUUCAUUUUCAUUUUAUUACCUUCUAUAAACCCACCGCAAGAUGCAUUAUUUAUUUAUUUUUACUUUCUAGAUGAUAACACUGCCUAAAGAAUACAGCAAAGACUUCAUAUCAAAAUAAUGAAAUGAUUGUUGUUUGGAGAUUUGAAGGGUUUGUCUUCCAGCAUUAAUGCAGAGAUAAUGACAAAAACACAAAGUCAUUGAUAGUUUAUGUCUGACACGACAGCACUGUCGUUCUUAUUAAAGGAGAUUAUAAAUAUAAAAACAAAAACAAAAUGACACCAUUAUCUGUCUUUAAGGGCUACCAAACCUUUAUCAAACUACAGCCGGAUUAAAAUCUAUAUUUGCCUAAACAUUGUCAUAAAAAUAUUACUGAGAUCAUCCAGGUACCACUUGAAGUCUGUGUAUAUAAUCUAAUAAAAUGCAUUACUGUAUUAACUCUUUCACCGCCAGCGUUUUUAAAAAAAAGUUGCUAACCAGCGCCAGCAUUUUUCAUGAUUUUCACAAAAGUUUAAUGCCUUCCAGAAAAUUUUCUUCUUUAAAUAUAUAAACAAACAAUAUAUAAAAUGAAAGAACAGACCCUCUGCUUUCAAACAAAAAAACAUUAGUUCUCUUUUUAUCACCUCUCAAACAUGGGUAGGUUUCUUCAAAAACACCAAAUUUUGAGCAAAAAGCUCGGAUAAUUACAUUUUUGUCAAGGACUUUUGAUAGAGAUCAGAUUCAGUGCGAUUUUUUAAACAACACGGCUCUUUCACGUGAGGCGCUACUUCCAGGUUGUAUAAGUUGCGGAAGUCCACCUGGUGGAUAAUAGCAGAAAGCCGGAAAUUCUCGUCAUUGGCAGGGAAGCGUUUUCUCUUAAUUGACGAGUUAUCUUGUCAAUGGCGAGGAAAGAGUUAAAAUGGCUUAUACGCCUUUAUUAUAAUAAAAGUCCACCAUAUUUCCAACGCCUCCAGAUCUUGAGCAAGAAUCAUUGAAAUUUGGCUGGCCUUUUGAUGUCAGAAGGGGAUCUUAUUAUAAUAACCCCGCCCCUUAAUUUGCAACUAUGCAACCACGGUGCUGCAAUUUAGUACAGAGAAAGACAGAUUAAUUUUAACAUGUUAUAAUAAAUUAUCUGUGGGGUAUUUUGAGCUAAAACUUCACAUAUGUACUCUUGGGACACCAAAGAUUUAAUUGACAUCUUUAAAGUCUUGUGAAAUGUCUCCUUUAAAAGGUAUGACUUAAGUUUCUAAAUAGUUAAGUUAUAAGCCUUUGUGAAUUUAUGUAUUGACAGUUCAGUAUAGAGCUAAGUCUUUAAGUAUAACAUCAAUGUAAACACUACGGGGAGGUUUCCCGGACAGGGAUUAGACUAGUCCUAGACUUAAACUAAAAACAACUUGCACUGACAUAUCUUAAAAUAUAUCAGUGCACUUUGUUUCAGUCCUGGAUUAAGCUAAUCAUGGUCCGGGAAACCGCCCCUAGAUGUUUUGUCUUAUAUUCUCUUAUUUUCUGCCUACUUAAAUUGGUAUAAUCUAUCCCAGGUCUCACCAACAUAUUUUAAAUGUAAAUAUAAUGAAAAAAAAAUGUCCUCUUAUAGUUGAGUAGUUUUUAUUUUCCUUGUCAUUUUUAGUGAAGUGUAAGUUUAAUCGCAAAAUACCUUACUGUAUAUCAAAAUCAUUAUCAGUGCUUGUCAUUAGUUGGACUAAACUGGUCAUUGACCCGUGAUCUUGAAAACUCCUGCUUUAAAGGCAUGAAUGUUUUUAUGAGGCAUUUAUAAACAUGCCAACCCUUAUAUUGCAUUAUAUAUACAGACUUCAUCAAAAGUGCUGUUGUUAAAGCCCACAGGUGGUGUCAUUCAGGUCCUGUACUAUCAGAUAAAGAUUGUAAUUGAGUGCAUAUCAGACUGUUGUGUCACCUAAAUACUGAACAAAUUCACAUGCAUUUUUGCCCAUGCAAAUAACCCAAAAUGGUCUUUUUCCUCCAGUAAAAUGUCUACACAAAUUAAAUGUGAUAUUUAAUAAGAUGACUUUUGGUUUUAGAGAACUUUAUUAUUUCUUUUAUUGUGUACCCCACUGGCAUUGGUUUGUCCAUAAAUGUAAGAAUGAAGAGUCUCGAGAGUUUCAAACAUGUCAGCUUUAUAUAUCAGAUCAAUAUCAUUUUCAUCCACGUGCCGUCGCCCACGUUCCAGAAUUCCUCUCCGGGAGAAACUGUGCUGUGCUUCUACAGAUCUAUUUUACUACACUCAACACUUCGUUGAACAAAAUUUUAUUCUUUUAUCAAUGAACAAAUGAGAAAGACAGUGUUUUUUUAUUGUUUGCUAAUUAUGCAUUUUGACUUGGCUUAUAAUAUGUGACGUGUACAUUUGCAACAGAGGAGUGAACGUCGAGGGCAAAGCGCUUAAGACAGCAUGAGGAGAUGUUUAGUCUUCAUGAUGUCUUCUGAGCGUGUUGACUGUCCAGUGGAUGGUACAUAGAAAAGUCUGUGUGUGUGUCUUACAUAUGCCAAUGUAGUUUUUACAUCAUCUUCUGAUCUAUUAAAGUUGAUUGAUGGACGUUGAUCAAUUGUAAAGAGUCUCACCUUUUUGUGCCCAUGAUUCAUAAUAAACAAGGAGAAAUCCUUGAAAAAGAACUACAAUA